UCAAUAUGCGGAAAUAGCCGAACAAUAGUUAGACUCCAUUUUGCGUACCGGAUCAAGGACAUAAUUUUUUGAUCAAAAUGGCUUUAAAAAUCUGUGAUGAGCACAAUGUACCGAUUUCAUAUCACGUAGAAGCAGUGGCUAAAGAUUCCCCAGCUUAGUUGUGCUAUUUUAAUAUAUCAGACCCAGGACCCAGUAGAAAUCCAGAAUAGAUGCAGCAUUACUUUAAUGUUCAUUUAAUCAUCCACAAUGCACAUUCAUUUGUUUGGUUUAAAGAGAAGGGUAAAAGCAGAGUUUGCCUGUUGGUUUCCUGCUGGCAAGUUGACCAAAGAUCAACCAGUCAAGAUGCCAAAGGGGCUGCCAACAUCAGAAAGCUUACCAAUGCCUCCACAGCAGAAUCUCAUAUCGGCUCCGUCGACCAGUGUCAGUACCACUAACACUAUAGUUAUCAAUAAAGAAACUGUGUUGACCUCUGUGUGUGAAAGUCUCCUCAGCAAUUCUGUGUCCGAGGCCAGUACUUCACAUCUGCCGAAGACAAUAGAUUUAGUUGUUGUACCAUCAGCUGCACCAGGAUCAACAACAGUGACAUCAACGUGCCAGUAUAAAUUGUCUGAAAUAAUAUCUCGGGAGAAAGAGGUAUUGUUUCAAAGAGAUAAUGGUCCAGAUGAUGAGCUCGAGCCGGCGCGUCAGGGUGUUUAUUCAGUGCGUCGCCGAAGUCGUCAGUUCUUCACAGUGACAGAAGAAGAUGAAAAUGACACAGAUACUGAUCAUCACACCCAUUCAGUUGAGACACACGGUGAAAAGGAGAAAACAGUUGAAGUUCAACCUAUUUUUAACCUUGGUGACAGUCUUAAGAAAUUAUACUUUCCACACCAACACAAGAGGCCAAAUAAAAAAAAGAAAAGGGUAUUUAAAAAGAGUAGCGAUGAAACACAUCACUCAAGUGGUUAUCAGAGUGAUCCCGAGGGCAAAAUCGGAUUGUGCGAUAUUAUCAAAAAUGAUCCUGAGCUGAAGUCAUAUCACAGUCAUCCAGAUCUAAGCUGGAAUGAAAAUAUUGUCCCCCCUGUAGACAAUGCUAUUCCAGGUCGUCAAUCAAAAUCUUUACCAAACACGCCCCGAGUGUCGCCCAAGCUGUUGAGGAGAAACUCCUUGAAGAAAGACAAUCAGGUUGAACUUCAGAAAAGUGGUCCUGGUUUCUCGUUCUUAGCUAGUGUCGCAGGAGAAUUACAUAUGAAAAAACUACAGCAGGACAAAAAGAAAGAGCAAGGUGUUGUUAAAGUGAAUGAGGGUUCUCUGGUUGCCAAGAGACCUUCUGAACCUGUGCAGGUAAUUGCUCAACCGCAGACAAUGACAUCUGUGUCUCAUCAUUCCGAGCCCAGCUCAGAGAUUCACACACAUCACAUGCACGAUUUCUCGGACUCUACAGGUGCAGAUCUGGAAUCUCAUAAACCUGCUUUUAUUUCCUCCUUCAUGAAGUGGAACAACACCAAAAAAAUCAAUGUAACCAACAAGGAAUCAAACAUGUUUUCACCAACAUCAUUCUGAUAUUAUAAGUAGAAUAUUUAUAGGUUUUUAUUGAUAACAGUUAAGUAUAAAUCUAACACCGUAACACGCCUGCUAUCUCAGUUAAAGCCAUAUGUUAAAUAUUGAUUAUUAGUAAAAUUAUUUAUGUUGAUUAAUUAAGAUAUUAAAAGUAGCCAUUUUGAUUUAAACAAUUAUAUCAUGGUUUACAAUAAUAGAUAUUGGUUGUAUAUCUAGUCUUAAUUUUAAACAAUUACUACUCUUACAGUUUUGGGUGUAGCCGAGUAUUAAAGUAUUAAAUGAUGCAGGGCAUUGUUUUGUUGUUUGUCGUAAAAUGUAAAUGAUGUUAUUGUGUCUGGGUCCUGGGUUUGAUAUUGUGUGUAUAUUUUGUUAUAAUUCUUCAGGAUAUUAAAACACAGCCUUCAGUUUAUGUAUCUUUUGCAUCAGAAAAUUACUGCUCACAGAAACUUCUAUUCAAAACAGACAAAAAAUGUCUCAUGCAGUUUUGCUGCAGCUCACACUUACAUUUUUGCCAUUCCAAGAUUUAGAAUCCUUUCAGUCAUAAUUUGUUAUAAUUGUCCAUGAACUUGUAAUUCGUUUCAUUUUGUAGAAUUUAGAAAAUCUGUGUUAAAAUGGAUGGAUUUAUGUAAAAGAUUAUUGUUAAUUUUGACAAACAUGAUGUAUGAUCCAUGAUUUUAUGUUCUGGUAAUUGCAUGAUACAGGAUGUCUCAAAAUUGAUAACGUUUUUAGCUCAUCUGAUUUUUUGAAAAAAAAUGAUGAGUUAUUGUCAUCACUUGAGCGGUUGUCGGCGUCGGUGUUGCCUGGUUAAGUUUUAUGUUUAGGUCAGCUUUUCUCCUAAACUAUCAAAGCUAUUGCUUUGAAACUUGGAAGACUUGUUCACCAUCAUAAGCUGACCCUGUAUAGCAAGAAACAUAACUCCAUCUUGCUUUUUGCAAGAUUUAUGGCCCCUUUUGUACUUAGAAAAUAUCAGAUUUCUUGGUUAAGUUUUAUGUUUAGGUCAACUUUUCUCCUAAACUAUCAAAGCUAUUGCUUUGAAACUUGGAAUACUUGUUCACCAUCAUAAGCAGACCCUGUACAUCAAGAAACAUAAACUCCAUCUUGCUUUUUGCAAGAAUUAUUGCCCCUUUUGGACUUAGAAAAUCAGUUUUCUUGGUUUAAGUUUUAUGUUAGGUCAACUUUUUCUCUUAAACUAUCAAAGCUAUUGCUUUAAAACUUGCAACACUUGUUCACCAUCAUAAGCUGACCCUGUACAGCAAGAAACAUAACUCCAUCCUGCUUUUUGCAAGAUUUAUGGCCCCUUUGGACUUAGAAAAAUAUCAGAUUUCUUGGUUAAGUUUUAUGUUUAGGUCAACUUUUUCUCUUAAACUAUCAAAGCUAUUGCUUUGAAACUUGCAACACUUGUUCACCAUCAUAAGCUGACCCUGUACAGCAAGCAACAUAACUCCAUCCUGCUUUUUGCAAUAAUUAUUGCCCCUUUUGGACUUAGAAAAUCAUUUUCUUGGUUGAGUAUUAUGUUUAAGGCAACUUUUCUCAUAAACUAUCAAAGCUAUUGCUUUAAAACUUGCAACAGUUUUUCACAAUCAUAAGUGGACACUGUACAUCAAGAAACAUAACUCUAUCCUGCUUUUUGCAAGAAUGAUGGCCCUUUUUAGACUUAGAAAAUCAUGGGUAGGACAAUAUUUCUAUUAUACAAAAAAAAUCAGAUGAGCGUCAGCACCCGCAAGGCGGUGCUCUUGUUUUAAACUUGCAUUUGAAUAUAUUAUAGCAUGGGUGAUGUGGUUUAAAAAUCCCACUUUCUUAUGAAAUGUGAUUACUGAUAUAAAGUCAGAGCUGACUGUAAAGACCUCCCUUUGAAAAUGAAAAAAAAAAAGGUGGUAGUUGAGAGGUGGCCUUUCAAAAUGGAUUAUUUAUACUAUUUAUGGUUAAGCAGGAAGAGUAGAUAAUUGUCCUGAUAAGCAGGUUUUAAGUGGAUUGACCUUUAUACAGAGGUAAUCUUUAGCUCAGGUCUGACUGUUAUUGUCUUCUUGCUUACUAUGUAAUGUGAUUUAAUGAAAUGGUGAUGAUGAUAAUUAUGAUGAUGACGAUUAUAAAGAGUAGAACAGAAAUAAUACUACCAGAAUAAAUACGUCUUUUUUAUGUCAUUUCAUAUCUUUAAUUUCACAAAAUACUACACAAGUUUUUCCAUGUCAAAAUAUGAAUAUUUUUAUUUUACAUCGUCAUUUUCAAGAGCGUAAAGCUUUCAUGUGUAUUAUUUUGUUUAUUUUUUCAGCAAAAAUCUUAUUUAUGUGGAAUAACUUUAGUUGAAAAAGAAUUUUCAUGGAAAUGGAAGGAGUAAUGUGUAAAAAUUUUCAUUUAUGUAAAAUAAGUUAACUUGUAAUGAAUUUGACUUGGGAAGGAAAGGGAAUUUGUUAUUUACUCAGGCGUUAUUUUCUCACUUGAGCACAAAGUGCUCAAGAGAGAGGUUUUGUGACUGUACUUCAUCUAUCUUCUGUCUUUUAUUUUUGUCAACAAUUUUAGUGUUGAUGGAAAUUGAUAGAAAUAAGAGUUUCUGUUUGAAAUAUUUUUUUUAAGCUGCAUUUUGCAAGUUUGGGUUACUCAGGUGAGCAAGAUACGGACUCUUGUUUAUAUUUUACAUAGUUACGAUACUUUGAUACUUAGUUUUGUAUGCAAAUGUAUGUACAAUUCGAGGGGUGAAUGCGAAAGAGAUCUAAGUGCAUGUAAAUACAGAAGCACUUCACCCCCUCGGUAUAUGUUCCAUGUACAGUGAAACACCGCUUGGUUGAGCAUUGAUGACUUAGACACCCAGUUACCGGCGGAUUGCAAUUGGUCCCCGACUGUUUUCCUUUUAUUUUCUAUGGUCGCUUGAAACCAUGUUUUUUUUUUUUUAUCCCCUUGUGAGCUCAUAGGCUCAAGCAGUCGGUGUUUUACUUUAUUUUAAUCUUCUUGCUUCUACUGAAUAUUCGGAAUUUGAUUGUAUUGUGUAACCCUACAAGAUUUUGGUGGAAAUAAAGAUUUUACUUGAA
This is a messenger RNA of Mercenaria mercenaria, 4562 nucleotides long. RefSeq lists its product as uncharacterized. The coding region runs from base 247 to 1542 and encodes 431 amino acids. The transcript is spliced from 4 exons. NCBI's taxonomy places the organism in Eukaryota, Metazoa, Mollusca, Bivalvia, Venerida, Veneridae. The record is from RefSeq and is a predicted model, not a curated record.